CUGUCAAACAUUCUCUCUGACUGUCUAGGUUAUGAAAGCGGGCGGAAAAUAACAUGGUGGUGGCGACUGGAUUCGAACGAUAUAUCAUUCGCAAUCUAUCGUGCUGCUCCUGGACGAGAGAAGGUUGCGGAACACAGUGACGAUUUUAUGGUGUAUCCAAAGUUCAGACUGCAGACUGAGUUCGUACCGGAGGACGGACAGAUCCUUGCCGAAGAACCCGGUGUGUACAAAUUCGUUUUCGAUAACACUCACAGUAAACUGCGUUCAAAAACGGUUAAGUACUGUAUUAAUGUGGAAACAGACCUCAAGAAAUCAUAA
Molecule: messenger RNA, 318 nt
Organism: Cooperia oncophora
Lineage: Eukaryota; Metazoa; Nematoda; Chromadorea; Rhabditida; Trichostrongylidae
Source: the annotation of a GenBank genome assembly